Messenger RNA from Rhinolophus ferrumequinum (greater horseshoe bat), 3106 nucleotides. RefSeq names its product MUS81 structure-specific endonuclease subunit (gene MUS81). The coding region runs from base 645 to 2300 and encodes 551 amino acids. The transcript has 16 exons. Gene Ontology annotation, cellular component: Holliday junction resolvase complex; nucleus. Lineage: Eukaryota; Metazoa; Chordata; Mammalia; Chiroptera; Rhinolophidae. Gene Ontology annotation, molecular function: 3'-flap endonuclease activity; DNA binding; crossover junction DNA endonuclease activity. The record is from RefSeq and is a predicted model, not a curated record. Gene Ontology annotation, biological process: double-strand break repair via break-induced replication; resolution of meiotic recombination intermediates; DNA catabolic process.
CCUGACUUCGCUCCCCACUGCCCUGUGUCGUCCCUCCCAGCUCGGGAUCAUCUUUUCCUCGGAGGGGCCUUCAGCUCCUUCCGCGUUACCUUUGUGUGCUCAUAUCCUGUACUUUCUAGAUACCUCUCCUGCAAAUACACCUGCACCCAUUUGUCUCCCAUCCCCCACCUCUCAGCCUUUUCACAAGCCCAGUCUCUCCAGACUCCUCCGUCAAGGUUAGCUGAAAAUGACAGCCUCAGAUUACUUAGUUAAGCACCGCCCCAGCCAGCCCUCCCAGCCACAAGGGGGUGCAGUCCGCCUUUCUCUUGCCUUCACAAAGAAGACCGCUCUAGAUUCUGGGGUGGGAGGAAGGGGCGGGUCAAGGCUCGGGGGCCUGGGUGGGGUGUGUCCCAAAGGCUGGUCCUGGCCGGGAGGAGCGAGGGGGCGAAAGACCAUAGAAACGGUACUCGGCACCAACCACUCAGAGUAGUGGAGGGGCGGGGAGGGCAGCAGGAGGUUAUCCUCUAGUUAGUGCCCCUCGUCGGACCACGUGAUUGAAGAAGUCCCGCCUUCACCCUCCUGAGCCAGGUGUUCGAAUCCUGUUUCCAGAACUGGGCGUCUCAGUACCGCCGGCGUGAGGCGCCAAAGGCCUAGUCCUGGGGCUCAUGGCGGCGCCGGUGCGUCUGGGCCGGAAACGUCCGCUGCCGGUUUGCCCCAACCCGCUCUUUGUACGCUGGCUGACCGAGUGGCGGGACGAGGCAGCCAGCAGGGGGCGCCGCACACAAUUCGUGUUUCAGAAGGCGCUGCGCUCUCUCCGGCGUUAUCCACUGCCCCUGCGCAGCGGUAAAGAAGCUAAGAUCCUGCUGCAUUUCGGAGACGGGCUCUGCCGGAUGCUGGACCAGCGGCUGCAGCAGCACCAGUCAUCUGGUGGUGACCAUGCCCCAGCUUCAUCUGGAGCAAAGAGUCCAGCCCAGGAAGGACCACCUGCUGAAGUCCAGGACUCUUCCAUGCCAGUUCUGGCCCAACCCAAAGCGGGAGGCUCUGGCAGCUACUGGCCAGCUCGGCACUCAGGAGCACGAGCAGUACUGCUGCUGCUCUAUAGGGAACAUCUGAAUCCUAGUGGCCACAGCUUCCUAACCAAGGAGGAGCUGCUGCAGAGGUGUACCCAGGAGGCUCCCGGGGUAGCCCCUGGGAGUGCUCGAUCCUGGCCAGCCCUCCGCUCCCUGAUCCACAGGAACCUGGUCUUCAGGACACAACAACCGGCCAGGUACUCACUGACCCUGCAGGGUCUGGAGCUGGCCCAGAAGCUGGCCGAGUCAGAGGGCCUGAGCUUGCUGAAUAUGGGUAUCGAACCAGAGGAGCCCCCUGGGGACGAGCCAGAAGUGCCAAGAUCAUUCUCCGCUGAGCUUGGUGCCAGUGAAGGCAGUGUCCAGCAGCCACAGCUGGAGCUGAGGCCUGGAGAGUACAGGGUGCUGUUGUGUGUGGAUGUUGGCGAGACCAAGGGGGCGGGGCACAGAUCAGAGCUGAUCCGCCAGCUGCAGCGGCUGCACGUAACCCACACAGUGCGCAAGCUACACGUUGGGGACUUCGUGUGGGUGGCACAGGAGACCAGGCCCAGAGACCCGGCGAGACCUGGGGAACUAGUCCUGGACCACAUCGUGGAACGCAAGCGGCUGGAUGACCUGUGCAGCAGCAUCAUCGAUGGCCGCUUCCGGGAGCAGAAGUUCCGGCUGAAGCGCUGCGGCCUGGGGCGCAGAGUAUACCUGGUGGAGCAGCAUGGCUCAGUGCACAACCUCAGCCUUCCCGAGAGCACGCUGCUGCAGGCUGUCACCAACACUCAGGUCAUCGAUGGUUUCUUUGUAAAGCGCACAGCAGACAUUAAGGAGUCAGCUGCCUACCUGGCCCUCUUGACACGGGGCCUGGAGAGACUCUACCAGGGCCACACUCUACGCAGUCGCCCCUGGGGAAUCCCAGGGGACCCCGAAUCAGGGGCUGGCCCCUCCCCAAACCCUCUCUGCUCACUGCUCACCUUCAAUGACUUCAACAUGGGAGCCAUGAAAAACAAGGCCCAGUCCGUGAGGGAGGUGUUCGUCCGGCAGCUGGUGCAGGUGCGAGGAGUGAGUGGGGAGAAGGCAGCAGCCCUGGUGGAUCGGUACAGCACCCCUGCCAGCCUACUGGCCGCCUAUGAUGCCUGUGCCACCCCCAAGGAGCAGGAGAUGCUGCUGAGCACCGUCAAGUGUGGGCGACUGCAGAGGAAUCUGGGGCCCGCUCUGAGCAGGACCUUGGCCCAGCUUUACUGCAGCUACAGCCCCCUGACCUGAACUUUGCCAUAAGACAGACCCCAACCCCCAUCUUCCAAGGUUAGCCAGCCUUUUAACCAAUAUCUUUUAGCCUUACAAUAAAAAUCUAAGUGUUUGCAGCUUCACGUGUUAUGGAGGAGAUGCCAGGCCCUAGGGCCUUAUAAAAUAUCCAGGCAGGAACUAGGGAGCCCAUUGGGUCCGAUCGUUUUUAAACUGAGCUCCUCAAGACCUCAGGGUUCCCUAGUGGAGUACUGAGACUGGCAAGGAGCUGAAGUCGGUGAGGCGUUGCAAGUGUGAACCUAGUUUAUGUCAUUAGCGGGUCCCUGAUAAAUAAAAUUUCCUUGGAUAAAAGGUUCUGUAGCGUGGGGGGGGGGGGAAGUUUGACAAGCACUAACAGCCUAAUUGCCUCAUUUUAUGGAUUGGAAAACUGAGGCCCAGGGAGCUACCAGGGUUUGUCCAAAUUGAUAGUUUGAGGCCAAGCUGGGAUUGAAACCCCUCAGGGCCUUCCUGGCACUGUCUGGAGCGAGCUUUCUCAGGCUCCCAGCAAACCAGCCAAGUCCAUAUUUCUGCUGGGAUCUAGUCUGCAGCCUCAUUACCUCCUCCCUUCUCAGGAUGAUUCUGACGCCUCUGGUCCGUAGACCAAUCCCAGCCUUGGGGACACAGCUCCCAACUCUUGUCAAUGGGUCCCCCUCAGCCUGAGCUGACUCCCCCUUUUAGGUGGACUUGGCCCACCUCCCACAAGCCUGGCCCUUUUCCCCCGUCUGGGGUUCACUAGAGUGUUACCCACCUACCUCAGCCAUCAGGACUCCUUCUUUCUCCCUUUAUUG